AAUGAUCAGUUUGUGUGUUACUUCCGAGCGGUGUAGGUCGGUUUCGGUUCGUGCGGGCGUGUUUGUUAGGAAAAGUACGAUUGUUGAGUGCAGGAAGACACUGCACGUGAUAUCCCUUCGUUGGUGUCGCCGGGGUCCGUUUGCAAAAACCUGUGCUGUUGAAAGUGAGUUAGCGACCGCGUGCUUGUGUGUUGGUGCGUGACAUUUUCCUUCGUUCGUUCUAAAGAGCGAUCUGCAGAGCGUGAUCGAGUAAUUGGGGUGGUUCGGUUUGUUCUUGGAUCUCGAGGAAUUUGUUCGUGCAUUGAGGGUGGCCCCGUUCUGCCUGUGCGCUCGAUCGAUUGAAGGCGAACCAGGAAGACGUUGAGCGGGUGGCGAUUGGCGGUCGUCAGGAACCAGUUUCUCGCUACGUUUCGGUACGUGUUUGGAGACUUGAACAGCCGACGACGAACCUGGAUGAAAAGCCACAAUACGAAAAAAUAGAAAGGGGAAAAAGUGUCCCACUGAAGGCGGCCGAGAUCUGUGCGCGAAGUGCCAAAUGGAUAAGUAAAUAAAAUCGAAUAGUGCAAAUUUGCGAAGUUCGCUGACAACUGCCGGGCCAGUAGAGGUUGAUGAAAAUUCCAGGAAGCUGAUAGUGUGGAGGUGAAAACGAAUUAUUUUUUUGAAAGUGAUAAUCAAGUGUCCAGAUUGAGUUCAAUAUCCGCAGAGCAGAGCAGUGCCAAUUGUGAAACACACAAGUGACAGUGAAGUUCCCCUUCACUUGACGUAGUCUCGCAAGGUUCCGAAUGUGUUUCUAAUCCACCUACCUCCGGUUCGGCAAGUGCGCGAUAUUUUUUUUUGUUUUGGGUGAAUCAAAUUUUGAGCCAAGCGACGUGUCGCUUGUUUGCGAUCGACGAAGACAACAAGCAGCAGCCGGAAAGAAAAGAGAUGAUGAGUGAUCAUCAUCUGGAGCUUUUGGAAAGGCGACGCAGAAGGAGGCACCAUCGGAUUGAAGAUGGGGGAGGCAAUGGUGGAUCAGCUGUGCAACAAAAACAACAACAACAACAACGUCAAGCAAGACGCCGGUGUUGGAAUUUGUCCAAUGAGGUUUCGGUGGUGAUGGUUUUUGUUGCGGCGGCGACGAUCGUGAGCAACUGGGCCGGUGUGAAUUGUCAAGUUUGCGGACCUCCAGCGAUCCCGGCCAACGCCCGAGUCCAGACACAGCCUGCGGACGGCGGAGGACCCGGUUUCCGGUCAGCUAAGUACGAGUGCGACUCCGGCUAUGAACUGUUCGGUCAGGAAACGAUCCGCUGCGAUCCGGUCAAGGGAUGGGACCGGGAGCUGCCAUUUUGCGGAACUAACGUGGCGUACCGAAAGCCAGUGAACCAAUCGUCUGCAACGCGUUCCGGUCCGGCUGGAUUUGCCAACGACGGCCAGCCGGGCAAUCAGAACCCGGACGGGCAGGAGUGCUCGGAAACGCAGAAGGAGGCAUCGCCUUGGUGGCGCGUUGAUUUGCUCACUCCGGAGGCGGUUCGAGUGGUGAGGAUCACCACUAGGGGCUGCUGCGGGCACCAACCGCUGCAGGAUCUGGAGAUUCGGGUGGGAAACAGCAGUUCGGACCUGCAGCGGAAUCCACUGUGCGCGUGGUACCCGGGCACUAUGGACGAGGGGACGACAAAAAGUUUCACCUGUGCCAGGCCGUUGAUCGGUCAGUAUGUCACGGUGCAGCUGGUGGGCGUCGAGAGCAGCUUGAGCCUGUGCGAGGUGGAAGUGUUUUCGAACGAUGAGUUCUCGCCGGAUCGAUGCGCGGCGCCGAAUCUGAAUGCCGAUACGAUCCUGACGACGUUCGCGAAGACUUGCUACGAAUUUCACAUCACGAGGGGCGAGAGCUUCGACAAGGCGAGGCAGGUUUGUCAAAAACACGGGGGAGAUCUAAUCCACGACAUGCGCGGAGCCACCACGGAUUACAUCAUUUCCGAACUGGAGCGACGUAAGACGGACCUGCGGACGCAGCUGGUGUGGAUCGGAGCGCAGAAGGAGCCCGGCAUUACGAUUCGUACCUGGAAGUGGGUGAACGGCGAUACGGUGCUGAAGCCGACCUGGGGCAAAGACCAGCCCAACAACUACAACGGCGAGCAGAACUGUGUCGUGCUGGAUGGGGGCCGCAGCUGGCUGUGGAACGAUGUCGGCUGCAAUCUGGACUAUCUGAACUUUAUCUGCCAGCAUAAGCCGCUGAGCUGCGGGUCACCGGAGGCGCUGGUCAACACGACGAUUGUGGGCAAAAACUUCACCAUCGGGGCGGCCAUCAGCUAUCGGUGCCCGGUGGGUCACUCGUUGAUCGGGGACGGGCAGCGGCUCUGUCAGGACACGGGAGUCUGGAGCGGAAGGCCACCGACCUGCAAGUACGUGGACUGCGGUCGUCUAGCCGAGAUCGAUCACGGUGGCAUCAUCCUCUCGGAGCAACGUACCAGCUUCGACGUCAAAGCCACGUACACGUGCCACGAAAACUACACCCUCAUCGGUAACGAGAACCGAACCUGCACUCUGGAUGGUUGGUCCGGUACGGAUCCGAAAUGUUUGGUCGAUUGGUGCCCGGAGCCGCCACCAAUCCAGGGCGGCUCGAUCAAGGUGUCCGGUCGCCGGGCCGGUUCCACCGCUAUUUACGCUUGCGACUACGGGUUCGUCCUGAUCGGGGAGCCCGUGUUGUCGUGCGGUCUCGGCGGAAACUGGACCGGAAAGACGCCGGUGUGUCGGUUUGUGGAUUGUGGCAUGCCUGCCCGGCCCGAUCGGGGCAACAUGCUGCUGGUGAACGAUUCCACGACCGUUGGAUCGAUGGUGCGGUACUUCUGCGAUGAUGAUUAUUGGUUGGUUGGACCGCAGGAACUGUUCUGCACGAAGGAUGGCAAGUGGUCCGGAAGUGCUCCUGCUUGUGAAUUGAUUACUUGUGAAACGCCUCACGUUCCGCCAGGAUCGUACGUCGUUGGAUACGACUACAACAUCCACUCGUCCAUUCAGUAUCACUGCGACCCCGGUCACAUACUGCGCGGUGAGGAUACUCUCACCUGUCUGGAAUCCGGUCACUGGAGCGGUGAAGCACCCGACUGCGAGUACGUCGACUGUGGCCCUCUGACCCCAAUACCGUUCGGAUCGCACCGCUAUCUGCAGAAUACGACCUUCCUCGGAUCGGAAGUGAUGUACUCGUGCGCUAACUCGCACCGAUUGAGCGGUAGCCCGAAGCGAAUCUGUCUGGAGACCGGUCUAUGGAGUGAUGCUGCGCCACGAUGCGAGGAGAUCCGCUGCCCGGAACCGACAUUCGCUCCCCAUAGCAUCCUCAGCGUUACCGGAAAUGAUCGAAUGUAUGGCCGGACACUGAUCCGAACGUCGGAUGUGGCGGCCAACAGCGUGCAGACGUACAAGAUCGGUGCAUUGGCCAAGUACCGUUGCGAACGGGGUUACAAGAUCGUCGGAGAACCGUUGAUCACCUGCGAGGAGAACGGACUUUGGAGUGGGGAGAUUCCGGAGUGUGUCUAUGUUGACUGUCAGGCGCCGCCCUCAACCAAACACGGGCGUGUCACAUUGGCAACCAAUGCGACGUAUUAUGGAGCGGCUGCUUUGUAUGAGUGCGAUGCCAACUUCAAGCUGGACGGCGUGUCGCGGCGGUUGUGCAUGGAGGACGGAAGCUGGAGUCACGACACUCCGGCUUGCGUCGAGAUCACCUGUGACGAGCCGAAUCUCAGCGAUAACUUGGUGGCGGAUUUGGGUAGCAGGAAGGUGGGAACGGCGGCCAAGUUCAGCUGCGCCAAGGGUAGGUAUAUGGUCGGAAAUGGGACGAGGACCUGUCAGCAAACGGGCAUCUGGUCCGGACGGAAUCCGGUGUGUAAAUUGAUCGACUGCGGCAGGCCUGCGGAUAUCGAAAAUGGAAGAGUGAUCGUAGUCAACGAUUCCACGGUUUAUGGUGGAUCGGCUGAGUACCACUGCAUUCCGCACUAUAACCGUAUUGGGCCGUACUUGCGGAAGUGCAUGGAUGACGGCAAAUGGAGUGGCGAGGAGCCUCGUUGCGAAUUGAUCGUCAACGACGCCCAGGAGACGAACAGUCUCGGAACCGGCAUUGCCAUCGGCGCCGCCAUCAUCGUCAUCCUUCUGAUCCUGAUCGGAGUUCUGUUCCUGCACCGAAACAAAGCCCGCCCGGUUAAGAACACGGAAAACGUUCAAGCCGCGGAACACAAGGACGAGCAGAAUGCGGCCGUCAUGUCCUACUCCUCGCUGGAGAACGGUCGACACAACUUUGACCUGCCGAACCGGGGCAACCUGGUGACGUUCAACACGUUCCAGGGCGCCAAUGGAACCAACCCGCCCCCUCCCAGCCGACUCAACGGCAACGGGCCGAGCAUUAGCGUAAGCAACAACAACAGCAUCAGCAGUAGGCACAUGAACGGCGGGGGCGAAAACAUCUACGACCAAAUACCGAGCGAGCAGUUCUACGACGCCCCGUACGAAAUGCGAAGCAACGAAGAGGUCUACGAACCGGAACCCACGGCCCGAGGGAACGUCAUCACCAUCAACGGGGUGAGCGUGCGAUGAGCCUCGUGAUCCCAAAACCCAAUGCCCUUUUACCUAUUAAUCGUAGUUUAGAUGAUAUGGUUAUUUAGUUUGUAUGCGCGCACCAAUCCGACAGCGGAGAUUAUGAACAGAGAGAGACUUGAGCUUAGGCCCUUCUUAGUGGGAUGUUCGAAUGUGAGAAAAAAUCGAAAUUUUUAAAAACCAACGAGAGUAUAACUAAUUUAUUUAGGCCUUUUACCGCGACGACUGCCGUCCCUCGACAGGGAAAGUGAUGCUUCUUAUUUGUGUAAAUAUUUCCACUUCCUAUAGAAUGCAAUUAAACUACGCGAUACUUUUUUUAAUCGACCACCCGAGCCGAGCAAAAUUAAAAGCAACGAUAGGUCAUUGUAUAACAAAAUACUCUUGGAAAGAGCUUCUAUAAGUACUUUGUACAUAUUAAAAUAUAACAGACACUAAAAUUAUAA
Messenger RNA from Armigeres subalbatus, 5000 nucleotides. It is a transcript of the gene fw, whose product is annotated as sushi, von Willebrand factor type A, EGF and pentraxin domain-containing protein 1. Bases 925 to 4557 code for a protein of 1210 amino acids. Lineage: Eukaryota; Metazoa; Arthropoda; Insecta; Diptera; Culicidae. The record is from RefSeq and is a predicted model, not a curated record. The transcript is spliced from 10 exons.